Molecule: messenger RNA, 1052 nt
Organism: Zea mays
Lineage: Eukaryota; Viridiplantae; Streptophyta; Magnoliopsida; Poales; Poaceae
Product: Signal peptidase complex subunit 3B
Exons: 5
Coding region: 260-709 (149 amino acids)
Biological process (GO): protein targeting to ER
Cellular component (GO): signal peptidase complex; membrane
Source: RefSeq, a predicted model, not a curated record
CCAAUAAGCGCGCGCCAUGUCAUGCUCGCCGCUCUCACCGACGCGCGGGUCCCAGCUGAUCGAGGGGGAUCUGCACUGCACGGGCUAACUUCUCUCUCUUCCGGAAGCACUUCCCGAAAAAAGGAAGACAGAGAAGGAAACGGCAGUGAAGUCGCCGGCGCCGCCGCGACAGGAGGAAGGAGGGAGUAGCAGCGGCAGGGGAGGUCCGGCGAUCUCGGCUGCUGUGGCGCGGUAAGGGAGGAAGCGGAGCCGCGACAGGAUGCACUCGUUUGGGCACCGCGCCAACGCGGUGGCAACGUUUGCGGUCACCAUACUGGCCGCGAUGUGCUUCGCCGCCUCCUUCUCCGACAAUUUUAACACCCUGACACCCACCGCAUCCGUCAAGAUCUUGAAUAUAAACUGGUUCCAGAAGGAGGCCAACGGCAAUGACGAGGUCAGCAUGACGCUGAACAUUUCGGCUGACCUUUCAUCUCUUUUCACGUGGAACACAAAACAGGUUUCCCUUUGGGAUGGCAUUAUACCUGCAAAGGAGCAUGCCAAGUUUUUGAUCCAUACAACAAAUAAGUACAGAUUUAUUGACCAGGGAAGCAAUCUAAAGGGCAAGGAAUUCAACUUGACAAUGCACUGGCACAUUAUGCCAAAGACUGGCAAAAUGUUUGCAGAUAAGAUAGUCAUGACAGGCUAUCAGCUUCCUGAGCAGUACAGAUAGUCAUAUAGAUCAUGAACAGUAGCAGAGGCCUGCAAGAAGUGAUAGUUGCAUAGCUGAUGCUGAACUUUUUGUUCUAAUCUAGUUGGAACAUGUAAUCUUAUAAGCUUGUACUUAAGCUGAACCAGGCAAAACUAAGUUGCAAAUUUGAGAUAUUUAUUGCUCAACUUUUAAGAAUAGGUCUCGGUUAAUGGUGAGAAGACUUUUCACUGAGCCAAAGGUCUUGGGUUUCGAACUUUCGAUGCAGUCUCUGAGCAAAAUGCAGGGAUAAGACUUGUCUUGGUUCUUCCUCGAACCAUACUCAUGUGGGAGCCCUCAGUAAUGGGUCUGUUUAUUUAUUGCUCAA